Molecule: messenger RNA, 1389 nt
Organism: Candidula unifasciata
Lineage: Eukaryota; Metazoa; Mollusca; Gastropoda; Stylommatophora; Geomitridae
Source: the annotation of a GenBank genome assembly
AUGUUUAAAAAAAUGGCAUUAAAUGGUUGCUUGAUGAAAUCAGCCCUGAACACCCAUUCAUACAGUCUAGUUCUACGAAGAAACAACUGGGCGAAAAAUUUGACGAAAAGAGAGGCCAAAAAAGCAGUGGUCAUCGAUUAUGUGGGGGAAAAUGCUGAGAGGACACCAAUAAUUUAUGCAUGGGGUUCUGCUGCUUCUGGAGCUCUGGGUAUUGCCAGCUACCUGCGUCCUGAUGUCAAGUUUAAGCAUGGUCGAUUCGUCAUCUCAAGAAUUAAUCGACCAGCACGUGUCAGAUUUUUUGACAUCCACAAGUUGAAGCCUUUAGACAUUGCUUGUGGAUAUGGGUUUACAGUUGUUGCGGUCAAAGUUGGGAGCAGAAAAAUAUUGCUGGGAACUGGGAUGAACACGGAUUCCCAACUUGGUUACCAUGAGGCUCCACGAGGGUCAGGUCGAGUAUUGGACCAGCUUAUAGAGCCUGGUCGAAUUCGCUUACCGCUGUUGAAACCUGAUGAUUGUAAUGUCGUUACAAUGGAUUGUGGACGGGCUCAUACAGUUGUGGUUGUAGAAAAAGAAGGAGCUUUCAGUUUAGGAAACAAUGCCUGUGGUCAGUGUGGCCGCACAAUUGUGGACGGGGAGGAUUAUGGGAAAAACCAGACUGUUAACAAAAUUCUGGGGGUGCCAGAUGAUGUUGUUAAGGUUGUUUGUGGACAAGAUCACACUCUGUUUUUGACACAGUCAGGGCAGGUCUACAGCUGUGGGUUGGGUGCAGAUGGACAAACAGGUCAAGGACAUUACAGAAACACAGACCGUCUGAUGUUGGUUCAAGGUGACCUUGGGGGAGAGAAGAUUGUGUCCAUUGGUUCUCGAGGUGACUGCUGUCUGGCAGUUUCAGAAAAUGGAGAUGUGUUUGGUUGGGGCAACUCUGAGUACGGUCAGUUGGGGCUAGUUACAGACGAGACACAAGUGAAUGUCGCUCGACAUCUUCCACUGAAGGAUUGUGGGAAGGUGGUCAAGGCUGUAGCUGGGGGAUCUCAGUGUGCUCUUUUAAAUGAUCAGGGCCAAGUGUUUGUCUGGGGCUAUGGAAUUCUCGGGAAGGGCCCACAGCUGGAAAUGUCUACUGUACCAUCAAGAAUCCCAGAUCCAUUGUUUGGUCGCAACGAGUUGUCCCCCAACACCAAGGUGGUGGAUAUACACUGUGGCUUGACCUACUUGUCGGCUGUGACAGAUCAAGGAGAUGUCUACACAUGGGGUCGGGACAGUCAGGGCUGUCUGGGUCUGGGCGAAUACAAAAAUCAAUUUUUUCCAUGGAAGGUUGUCUUGCCAGCUGAAGCCAUCAAACUUGCCUGUGGAGUGGACCACGUGGUUGCUCUAUGCCGCUCUUUCACAUGA